Molecule: messenger RNA, 2046 nt
Organism: Rhinopithecus roxellana (golden snub-nosed monkey)
Lineage: Eukaryota; Metazoa; Chordata; Mammalia; Primates; Cercopithecidae
Gene: DDX28
Product: DEAD-box helicase 28
Exons: 1
Coding region: 144-1784 (546 amino acids)
Biological process (GO): mitochondrial large ribosomal subunit assembly
Cellular component (GO): mitochondrion
Molecular function (GO): ATP binding; RNA helicase activity; nucleic acid binding
Source: RefSeq, a predicted model, not a curated record
GCUGAACUCUUAAAGAGAACCUCCCUUCUUCCUCACGGUGCUCCAGCUUCGCACAAUGUACUGAGCCUCGCCAGCCACCGUAGGCGAGGUCGCGGCGCGUCCGUGACGUCACUUGUGCGCGCUUCUGCCGCACUAAGGGAAACAUGGCUCUAUCGCGGCCAGUGAGGCUCUUUUCCCUCGUGGCUCGGUUGAUCCUGGCGCCCCGACGAGGUCUCACGGUCCGCAGUCCCGACGAACCCCUGCCGGUGGUGCGCAUUCCAGUGGCUCUACAGCGGCAGUUGGAACAACGGCAGAGCAGGCGGCUGAACCUCCCGAGGCCGGUGCUGGUUCGACCUGGACGGCUGCUGGUCUCGGCGCGGCGGCCGGAGUUCAACCAGCCGGCGCGCCUCACACUGGGCCGUUGGGAGAGCGCGCCGCUAGCCUCUCAAGGCUGGAAGAGUCGACGUGCGCGUCGGGACCACUUCUCCAUCGAGCGCGCGCAACAGGAGGCGCCAGCUGUGCAAAAGCUCUCGUCCGAGGGCAACUUUGCUGACCUGGGCCUGGAGCCCCGUGUGCUGCACGCACUACAGGAGGUUGCGCCUGAAGUCGUUCAGCCCACAACCGUGCAGUCUAGCACCAUCCCCCAACUACUUAGCGGCCGCCACGUCCUUUGCGCCGCAGAAACCGGCAGUGGCAAGACUCUCAGCUACCUCCUGCCGCUGUUUCAACGGCUCGUGGGCCAGCCAAGCCUGGACUCCCUUCGUAUCCCCGCUCCCCGAGGCCUAGUCCUUGUUCCUUCCCGAGAACUGGCCCAACAGGUGCGGGCUGUGGCCCAACCCUUGGGCCGCUCCUUGGGCCUGCUGGUGCGGGACCUGGAGGGAGGCCACGGCAUGCGCAGGAUCAGGAUGCAAUUGUCCAGACAACCUUCAGCAGAUGUGCUAGUGACCACUCCAGGGGCUCUGUGGAAGGCCCUGAAAAGUCGACUGAUUAGUCUGGAGCAACUCUCGUUCUUGGUGUUGGAUGAGGCUGACACACUGCUGGAUGAAAGCUUCCUGGAACUGGUGGACUACAUCUUAGAGAAGAGCCACAUAGCAGACGGCCCAGCUGACUUGGAAGACCACUUCAAUCCCAAAGCUCAGUUAGUGCUGGUAGGAGCCACAUUUCCCGAAGGUGUAGGCCACUUGCUGAAUAAAGUUGACAGCCCAGAUGCUGUCACCACCAUCACCAGCUCCAAGCUCCACUGUAUCAUGCCUCAUGUGAAACAGACAUUUCUGAGACUGAAGGGAGCAGAUAAGGUAGCCGAGCUGGUGCACAUUCUCAAGCAUCAUAACAGAGCAGAAAGGACUGGCCCCUCAGGAACUGUUCUGGUGUUCUGUAAUAGCUCCAGCACUGUGAACUGGCUGGGAUAUAUUCUGGAUGACCACAAAAUCCAACACCUAAGGUUGCAGGGGCAAAUGCCAGCCUUAAUGAGGGCAGGAAUCUUCCAGUCCUUCCAGAAGAGCUCCCGAGACAUACUUCUCUGCACAGACAUAGCCUCUCGGGGCCUGGAUAGCACUGGUGUGGAGCUGGUUGUCAAUUAUGAUUUCCCCCCAACGCUGCAAGAUUACAUCCACAGAGCAGGGAGAGUGGGCCGUGUGGGGAGCGAGGUUCCAGGCACCGUCAUCAGUUUUGUGACCCAUCCCUGGGAUGUGAGCCUGGUUCAGAAGAUUGAGCUGGCGGCUCGCCGAAGGAGAAGUCUUCCAGGACUAGUAUCCUCGGUGAAAGAGCCUUUGCCGCAGCAACCUGAUUUUGACAAAUCUGAUUAAAAUGUGAUGCUAGAACAGGGAUCUUUCCCAGUAUCUUGGGUGGGUGACCACAUUUGUGAGUGGGAGGCUCUGGGCUGCCGUCAGCUCCUUGAGGGUAGGAUGAACUGCCAUGUGACUUAGAAAGGUAAGAUGCUAGCCAGCAUUGGAGAAGAAGCUGCUGAGCAUGGCUUUCUGUAGUCUUUCACAAGACACAAGUGGAUUUUGACUUUGUAUCAUGUCAUGAUUUCUAACAAUAAAUGAUAUUUUUAUGUGCCUCCCCUAA